This is a messenger RNA of Ylistrum balloti, 2245 nucleotides long. RefSeq names its product WD repeat-containing protein 73-like. Gene Ontology annotation, biological process: cytoplasmic microtubule organization. The record is from RefSeq and is a predicted model, not a curated record. Gene Ontology annotation, cellular component: cytosol; spindle pole. The coding region runs from base 35 to 1159 and encodes 374 amino acids. The transcript is spliced from 10 exons. NCBI's taxonomy places the organism in Eukaryota, Metazoa, Mollusca, Bivalvia, Pectinida, Pectinidae. Gene Ontology annotation, molecular function: protein binding.
CGCACGUGUUUGAAAACUGUAGGGUCGGGAUGCCAUGGCUGACGAAGCAGACGACUGGAUAUUUGAUUCCAUUGCGUUAUAUCGGAAUCUGUUUAUGUAUGAUCUUCAGCAUGGAAUUACGGCCAUGGAUUGGACUAAUAACCAAAACGUCUGCAUUGCCACCUCCAGUGGAAGCAAACAUGAGUUGGCUGAACUCCAUCUUCCUGAUAAACUCCUCAAAACCAAUCAGGAAGAAGCAGGUUUGAUUAAGAACCGUGAUUUCCACAUGAAUGCUGGGUGUUACUGUCCUCAUCGAGUGGCCUGUCUUAGACAUGUUCCUAAGUCAAGGAUGAUUGUAACCAGCUCUGACACAGACACAAGUAAGAUACAGUUCUGGAAGCUUGGCAGUGAUGAUACUGAUGUGAUCAAAAAUAUUACAACAGUUGAAAACAUCAACAGUAAAGGCAGCCCAGCUCACAUUACACCUGUACCAGGUACAAGUCACAUGGUGUUUGGGUCUCACCUGGAUAAUCUGUGUACAGUAGACAGUAUUACAGGGCAGAUCACAUCAAAAGGUCUAGAAAGAAGUGAGAAGAUCAGCUCUAUGGGCUUCACUGAUAAACACACAUUGAUAUGCUGUUGUCAACACACUGGUGACCUUGUCACAUUUGACCUCAGGGAAGAUUCAAAAAAGGUCAAAUUUGGACACACUUCUAAUGUUUCUGUAGAUCAGAAAUGUUUCUGGACAUGUACUGUAACUGAAUCAGGUGUAUACAAAUUGUCAUCUACUGGUGAAAUACGUAAGACAGAAAAAUUUGAUUGGAGCCAUGAUGUGGGUUGUUGGUUUACUGAACUAAAAACAUUGUCAGGCAUCAACUACCUGACAAUAAAUGUUUUACCAAGAGAUGAAGAUAUAAUUUAUAUUUCUGGUUUCGACAGUAAUGUGUAUAUAUACAAAUUACCUAUAAUGUGCAGUGCAGAAAGCCAUAAAGAAAGUGAGAUGUCCAAAUAUUUUUUCAAACAUGAAGGUCAUUGGCAGAAUACAACUAUAGACAACAAGAAUGACCAGCUUACCACUGUGACUCAUAUACUGCAUCCAUGGCAACAGGAUGUGGCUCUUUCUGCAGCUACAGACGGUUCAUUGCAUGCAUGGCAGUUCAAUGAAGUUUAUGAUAAAUAAGAAGAAGAUCAGUGUAAAUUCUUUGAUUUUAUGUUUGUUGUCCAAACAGUCAGGGUCAUUUUGAGGGGAAUUUCCUGGUAAUUGGUCUUGCUCAAGGACACAAUUAUGUCAACACCCAUCAGAAUGAUUCUCAGCUACCUGAGAAAUACAAGUCACACUGACUUGAGGUUGUCACAACUUGGAUCUACAGGUAAUGUUCUAAAGUUCAAUGCCCUACCUAUUGAAAUACCUCUAGCCACUUAAAUGCUAACUAACUCACAGAUUUCAAGUAUUUAUGCUGCUGGUCAACAUUUGUAAAGUUUCACACACUUGUGCUUAUGUUGAUGAAAAUCUUGGUGGGUGUGAAAUGAACCAAUUAUAAGCAUGGGAAAUACUGUGGUACAUACUAAGAAAAUAGUGAGGAUUUUACUUGGAGGAUUGCAAGGCAAUAUAUAUCAUCAUGAACACAUUAAAAAUAUACUAGUUCUUAACCUGGGUGGUCUUGAAUCAUGGCCCACUUUUAGAGGUCACAAGAAAAUGUCCAUUAGAAUUAUUGUUCAUACGUAAUUGCAAUUUAUGUGCCUUUUACGAUAUGUAAACUUUAGUCUUCUCGCAAGUACAGCCUUGUAACAACAUGUACAAGCCGCCCAAAGAGAGUUAACAGGCACUAAUUCCCAGCUGUCUCAACUGGUUUGUUCAGUUUGUGUUUCUCAGUUCCCGGAUUCCCCGCCAAUAUGUUUCUUGGUUGACAGGUUUUUCCUCUCCGCGGCUUCUCCCGUGUUCCGGUAUCGUCUCCCCUACGAAUGUUCUGGCCAUCCGUAUGUUUCAGGUUACCUUGCCUUAUAAAGAUAUAGAAAGAGAGACUACCAACAAGAUAAUUAAGUUAUUUUAAUCAUUUUCAAAACAUAUAUUAAGUAUGUUUGUAAAUUCUGAACCGUGCAGUUUUUAAUUAAAACGUGGUAAACGGGUAACAACAGAGUCUACUACUCGAUCGGCAUGUCUCCAAAUUAUAUAAUUGAACGUGGUAUGUGAAUCCUUAACAAAAUCUUUUGUGUGGUUGUUUAUAUUGGAUACAUGUAUAUACCUUAAAUAUUUAUUAACAAAAUG